AUGACGAAGCGUACGAAGAAGGUUGGUGUUACGGGCAAAUUCGGUACGCGUUACGGCGCCUCGCUACGAAAGCAAGUAAAGAAGAUGGAAAUCAGCCAACACGCCCGAUACGUCUGUACUUUCUGCGGCAAGAACACGGUGAAGCGACAGGCAGUCGGAAUCUGGAAAUGCAAGGGGUGCAACAAGACAGUCGCUGGUGGCGCCUGGACAGUCUCGACACCUGCUGCGGCUGCCACGAGAUCAACAAUUCGACGUCUGAGGGAAAUUGCGGAGGUGUAG
Messenger RNA from Cladophialophora yegresii CBS 114405, 279 nucleotides. Its product is annotated as ribosomal protein L37ae. Gene Ontology annotation, molecular function: structural constituent of ribosome. The transcript has 3 exons. The coding region runs from base 1 to 279 and encodes 92 amino acids. Gene Ontology annotation, biological process: translation. Gene Ontology annotation, cellular component: ribosome. NCBI's taxonomy places the organism in Eukaryota, Fungi, Ascomycota, Eurotiomycetes, Chaetothyriales, Herpotrichiellaceae. The record is from RefSeq and is a predicted model, not a curated record.